Molecule: messenger RNA, 3565 nt
Organism: Anarrhichthys ocellatus (wolf-eel)
Lineage: Eukaryota; Metazoa; Chordata; Actinopteri; Perciformes; Anarhichadidae
Gene: nod2
Product: nucleotide-binding oligomerization domain containing 2
Exons: 10
Coding region: 328-3294 (988 amino acids)
Biological process (GO): regulation of apoptotic process
Molecular function (GO): protein binding
Source: RefSeq, a predicted model, not a curated record
CUGAAGUCGCGCAGUGUUUCAGUCCAAUUGACAGAUGGAAGGAAGCGCUCUGUUGUGGAAACUCUACCGUGAGUGAUACUUUUACAAUUGCGUUAUGUUGCUUGCUUUUGAGGUUUAGGGCCCUUAGAUCAGUCUUAGAUCAGUCUACACCAACACCAACAGCCUCCGUUGUUAGUAGGUAUAGCCUACUGAUCCUACGGUGAGCUAUCUGAGUGAAACUGGUGAUGGCCAAUAGCAUGAUGAUAUGUGGGUGUUCGCUGUGCCAGCUUGUGAAACUGGAAGUACACGUUGGAUGUCCCUGAGUAUGGACGCUGUCAUGCAACAAGCAUGUCUAUCCAAGAGCUCGUGCUGAGACAACGCACAGAGAUCCUACAUGCGCUGUGCAGCAGCGGGUCGGCUGAACAUCUGGAGCGGGUGCUGGACAUUCUGCUGUCCCAGGGGGAGCUCAUAUUCGAGGAAUACCAGAACAUACAGGUACCGGGCAGAGCACUGUAUACCAACACCAGACAGUUGCUCGACCUGGUUUAUAUAAAGGGAGUGGACACCUGCGUGCUCUUCUAUGCCGCUCUCCAACAGGUGCUGCCUGAAGGGCAGCGAACUGGCUUCUCAUUUUCAGAAUGCGGUUCAAAUCCAGAGGAAAAGAAAGAAGAAUACCAGAGCACAUGUACUCAGAGUCUUCUGACUCAAAGACCAAGCCUGGUCAGCAAGCUACAAGGCUGCAUUGAGGAUGCACUAAAAGCUCUCGUCAUAUCAGGACACUUUACCUCCGCAGACUGCGAGGAAGUGCGGCUGCCUAUACACACGCCCUCUCAGCAGGCAAGGCGUUUGCUUGACCAUGUCAGAUCAAAAGGAGAAUCAGCGGCGAAGGUUGUACAGCAGUACAUUCAGGAAAAACAGGAAUCUGGAUUUUCGCUCAACCAGGACAAUUGGACUCCUCCCAAAGAGGUCUUAAAGUAUCAGAAGAAGCUCAGCAGUUCUGUGUCUGCUCAGUCCUGCUUUCUCAGUACUUAUGGAGGGACCAGCCACAUGUCUCUGGAUGACAUCUACACUGAGGGCCAGCUGGAACUAGCUCAUAACUGCAAUGAUGUCCAUGGACCUUUGGGCCUGAAGGACAUAGUUGGUACAGCGGGUACAGUGAACGAGGAGGCCGACACAGUGCUGGUGUCUGGGGAUGCGGGCGGUGGGAAGAGCACCUUACUCCAGAGGCUGCACUUGCUUUGGGCUCGGGGGACAGCCCUUCAGGACUUCCUCCUUCUGUUUCCAUUCAGCUGUCGCAAGUUGAAUUCAGAGCAGCAGGAACUGUCUGUCCAGGAAUUGCUGUUUCACCACUGCUGCUGGCCAGACAGGGAGCAGGAGGAUAUUUUCCAGUUCAUCCUGGACCACCCACAGCUCAUCCUCUUCACUUUCGAUGGCCUGGAUGAGCUCAAGCAGGGCUUUUCAGAUGAGCACAGGCUCUGUUGCCCCACUCAGCGUGCACCUGUUCACAUACUCUUGUUCAACUUGAUCCAGGGUUCCCUAAUGAAGGGUGUGCGGAAAGUGGUGACUAGUCGCCCAGAGGCAGUGGGCCCUGUGUUGAAGAAAAACCUCCGCAAAGAGAUCCUCCUGAUAGGCUUUACCCCAAGUGGGAUUGACUGUUUUGUGCGGAAGCAUCACCGUGACCCCACUGUGGCUGCUAAUGUUUUGGAGUCCCUACGGACAAACACCGCUUUACUUGGACUGUGCCAUAGUCCAGUCCUCUGUUGGAUUGUAUCACAGUGCCACAAGGAGCUGCUAGGUUGUGGAGAAGGCAGCCCACAAACAAUCACAGACGUUUUCCUUAUGAUCUUACAGCACUUUUUCCAGCACCAAAGCUCCCAUAGCACCAUGGGGUCAGGUUGGCUUCACGAACACCAAAACACAGUCUUGCAUCUCGGGCAGCUUGCCUUUGAGGGAAUAGAAACAAGCUGUUACAUCUUCUCAGGUACAGCCCUUGAGACAUGUGGUGUAACUGAUACGGACAUCUGCAUGGGCUUUCUCAUACAAAGCAAAGAUUUGUCCUCCACCCACAGUAAACGCUUUGAAUUUCUUCAUGUGAUUAUGCAAUGCUUCUUUGCUGCUCUGUACAUUGUUUUGUCAAAUAACACUGACCGUUCAACUAUCAUUAAGCUCUUUGAGAUGCAGAACAUGACAGGUCUGAGGAGCAGCACAUGCUUCGGGGUCUGCUUGCCUUCCACUGACCAACAAGAGCAGGCUUUAAAGGGGGAAGCUACAUCUGCUAAAACACCAAAUCUGCAAAUCACAGCCACCUUUGUGUCUGGACUAUUGUCCCAGCGCCAUCGUAGCCUGUGGCUCCACUGCUGCUCCAGUGCAGUGAUGGAGAAGAGGGUCAAACAGGUGGUGACAUGCCUGUCCAAAGGCAUGCAUAAACAUUUUAAGUCUAUCCCUCAACCUGUUGAGGGGGAGAAAAAGAGCAUGCAUGCAAUGCCAGGCUUCGUCUGGCUUAUCAAAUGCAUCUAUGAGAUGCAGGAGAGCAGGAUUGCUAAAGACGCCAUGAGUAAGCUGGAGGUGGACCACCUGAAACUGACCUACUGUAACAUUGGUCCUGUAGAGUGCACUGCUCUAGCGUAUGUGCUCCAGCAUUUAAGGAAUCCUGUUGGCCUCCAGCUCGACAACAACUCUGUAGGUGAUGUUGGAGUGGAGCAGCUUCUUCCCUGCAUGCCCAUUUGCAAUUCCCUGUACCUCAGAAAUAAUAACAUUACAGAUGAGGGAAUUCGCAAACUGCUUGCUAAAGGUAUCCAGUGUGACAGCUUCCGGAAAAUUGCGCUUUUCAACAACAAGCUAACUGAUGCUUGCACACAGCACUUUUCUCAUCUUCUGAAGACCAAGCAGGAUUUCAUUUCUCUUAGGCUUGGCAACAAUAAUAUAACAGAAGAAGGAGCAAAGCAGCUGGCAGAGGGACUGAAAUACAACCAUUCACUACAGUAUUUAGGGCUUUGGGGCAACAAGAUAGGAGACGCAGGAGCAGAGGCUGUUGCCAGUGCUCUAGAAAACAGCACAUCUCUGGUGUGGCUUAGUCUGGUUGGCAAUGGUGUGGGGAGUGCUGGAGCAUGUGCCCUCGCCAACAUUAUCAAGAACAGCACGUCACUGGAAGAGCUUUGGUUAACAGAGAACUGCAUAACCAGAACAGGGGUGGAAUGCCUGAUUCAAGCCCUAGCACACAAUACUCGCAUGAAAUCAGUAUGGUUGAUAAACAAUGACCUCAGUUUGGAGGAGGUGGAGGAGCUGACACAACGGGAAUCAAGACUGAUCUUCUGAUUUGGGUAUAAAGUUGGCCAAGGACUGUGUAUUGCUUUAAGAACUUUUCUAUUUAUUAUCGGAAAUAUUUAUAUAAAAAUGUUUGAUGGUUGUAUCCUGGUUUUCUGCUUACAGGAAUAAAAUGACACUUUUCAGGGUUUAUCCAAAUACACAAAAUAUAUCCACCUUUGUUUUGGGUUUCUUUUGUAGGUGUAGGUUGUGAUACGAUCACAUAAAACCACACCACCACUACCACCACCACUGUUACUACUACUACUGAAGCACUUUGAAU